AUGUCUCCCAAUUAUCUUGAGUAUCUGCCGCACGAGUUUGCAGAAUACGCUCAACGCGCGUUACAUGGUCAACUCGCAGGCCAAAAGAUUCAUUCCCUACGCAUACACACGUUCCUAUUCAGCCCUUGGCAGAGACUUCUGGUGCUUCAAGAACCAGCAGACGGAACCAGACUUCCUGGCCAUGAGCCAUGGGGAGUUCCCUCGACUCAUGUCAUCUUCCCGCGAUCCGCUGAAGGGGAGGAGACAGUCCACACCGGGGACCGGAAAGGGCAGUCAAGUGAAAUUCGGGAUUCGGUGCGCGUUUCGGCGAGGGAUUCGAUCCACGAUAUGCUGGAACAGAUAGGAGGACAGAAGCUGAGAGACAUAGGGAAGGAAGGAGACGAUGUGAUAUUUGGGGUUGAUGGGGGAUGGUCGCAGUCGCAAGCCGGGGUUCAAGAGCCUUCUCUGACUGUCAAUCUUGCCGUCGUCUUCCACUGCUCUGCUAAUGUGGACUUGACGAGUUUGGAGAGGUAUAGAGAGGGAAGGUUCGGUCUGAACGGGAGAGAAUACUAG
Molecule: messenger RNA, 552 nt
Organism: Lecanosticta acicola
Lineage: Eukaryota; Fungi; Ascomycota; Dothideomycetes; Mycosphaerellales; Mycosphaerellaceae
Source: the annotation of a GenBank genome assembly